Molecule: messenger RNA, 2236 nt
Organism: Formica exsecta
Lineage: Eukaryota; Metazoa; Arthropoda; Insecta; Hymenoptera; Formicidae
Gene: Atac2
Product: cysteine-rich protein 2-binding protein
Exons: 6
Coding region: 233-2206 (657 amino acids)
Molecular function (GO): acyltransferase activity, transferring groups other than amino-acyl groups
Source: RefSeq, a predicted model, not a curated record
GCCAUGUAAAGGCACCUUUAGCAUAACGUGGCUUUCUCUCUCUGCUGAUAUAAAUUCAAAUCUUACUUUACUAAGUUGGAUUCAAAUUUCUCCUAAGCGGAUUUCAGUCUCCGCUAAAUAGAGUUUUAUAGAGUUUGAAUCUUUGAUUAAUAAUUAUCGACAUAAUUCCAAUUACUGAAUGAAACAAUGAAAAAUAGAGGUUAAGUAGACUCUGAUUCAUUCCUUUAGUAAAAUGUCAAAAGCUGUUGAAAGUACAAAAAAUCCCAAAGAAGAACUGAAUGAGGUUGAAAGUACGGAAAAUUGCAAGAAUUGUGAAAAAGCAUGCGAUCCUUAUGAUAAACCGUCGUUACGUUGUAGUGGUGGUUGCGAUAAAAGAAUACAUAUAGAAUGUUUGGAGAGAGGCAGCGUUCCAAUGUCUUUUGUAGGAGACGUUUUCUUCGAGUUGAAUUGUGCCUCUUGCAAUCCACUAGGUGAGGAAAUGAUCAUACGCGAUAGAAUGCCAUGGCUCAAUGUCAUCAUUUUAACGCUUUACAACCUACGUGAAAAAUCAAGCGGUAUUAGUAAAAGAGGAUACUUUCAUUGGAAAUCUGAUAUUAGUACUUUUGUGGACAGAAAUUGGGAUUAUUUGUUCAAGAAGACUGUGAAGAGAAAGAAAAAUUGGAUCGGUACUAUAUCUGGUACGCUAUCUCAUUAUAGUGCAAUCUUUUUCAAGUCUGGUACCAAUGAAUUAGGAGAGUCUGGAUGGUGGAAAUUAUCAGACAAUGAUCCACCUGAAGUUUUAAUUGCUAAAAAUAGCAAAAUGUUAAUUGAUAAAAAAAAACAUAUUGGUUCAAAACUGUCUUCUAAAUCAUUAAAUAGUCCUGCGCCAUCAGAUUCCAGCAUCUCUGUUGGAGAAGAUAGCAACUGUAGUGGAGAAUUAUUUAAAAACAGAGGCUCAUCAAUAUAUUCUCAUGCAUAUGUUCAACCUACAGAGACAUUGUCUGAUUUUCUAUUCGAAGAAGAUGAGCCAAAUGACAUGGAUAUCGAGGAUGAUAUAAUGUUACACGAUGAAAAUGAGGUCCCAUCUAUCUCUGAUAUAAUGCGCGAUUGUCAAUAUGAAAACAACAAUUUUCACUUGUCACAACUGAUGGAUAAUUGCGACUGGUUGUAUAAUACGAGUUCUUUAUCGCCAAAAUAUACUGGUGAUGAAAUUAAAACAGAGGAAGAAGGGUAUGACGAAGAAAGUCCCGAUAGUCCCGUUUCCAUACUAGAGCAACCUCCAGUUUCCUUAUUUAAAGAAACAAAACGCCGUCCACGACCUUGGUCUAAGUCAUUUGCCACUGCUGAUAAUAAAAUACCGCGCAUGACUUAUCAGGAAGAGCUAUAUUUACUGCAAAGAAUCAAUAAAACUGAUCUCUCGGAAGCACCGCCCGCUGUUAAAAGAUUGUAUAGAAAAUUAGCGGUGCGAAAAAUAAAAAGAGAAUACCAACUUCCAUUAUUGGAUAUUGAUCGUUUUGGAUCUAAACAGGGAACAUCUGCGACAUUAUCAAAAGAUAACGGGCGAGUGUUGGAUCGAUAUUUUAACGAUGAUCUGGGAUGCAUUUUUGAACAAAGAUUGCAGGGUUACAAUGAGCCUACAUCUGUACACAGUCCGUAUACGAAUAGACUUUUGAAACCGUUUAUAAGGCGAGAUACUUCUUGUCAACCACUGUGGUUAAAAAUUAUGGAAGAGCUGUGCGCAAAAACAAAUAGAAACAAUCCACAAUGGAAGCCACCGCUAAGAGCGCCCAUCGAUUAUUCUUACAUUAGACCACAACACAUUCCUGCGAUCAAUAGUUUGUGUAGACAAUUUUUUUGGCCUGAUAUAGAUUUGACCGACUGUUUGCAAUAUCCAGAUUUCACGUGCGUCGUACUGUACAAAAAAUUAGUCGUGGGUUUCGCGAUAUUAGUACCGUAUGUAGGCUAUAACGAGGCUUACAUCUCAUUCCUCUUAACGCGUCCGGAAUGGCGAAAAUCGGGCAUUGGCACAUUUAUGUUAUAUCAUCUGAUACAAACGUGUAUGGGACAGGACGUCACGCUACAUGUGUCGGUUACCAAUCCCGCCUUAAUAUUAUACCAAAAGUUUGGUUUUAAAGUGGAAGAGUUUGUUCAAGAUUUCUAUGACAAAUAUAUGCCGCCGAAUUCACGAGAAUGCAGACACGCUCUGUUUUUACGUUUAAGCAGAUAAUUGAAAAUAAAAUAUUGUCCAUCCAGAAAA